GUGUGAAUCUUGGCGAAAUACACUUAGUUCCAAACAAAUUUGGUUUUGCGAGAGACUCAUCUGAAACCAAGCUGAAUCCCUCGUUUAUGAAACUGAGGCGGUCUGGUGCAGCACAUUCAGUGGCUCAAAAACAUGAACAAGAGAUUCAGCUGGGUUCCAGUGUAUUUGUUGCAGUCGGUCCAAUUUGGGUUCCAGUAGAACAUAAUGUUGACGGAAACUCCGAGCCCAAAGAAGGACGAAACCGGCCUUGGACUGCCGAAGGGCUUUCAGCAACCGUAAAAUUUCGCAGCCCCUUAAGUUUGGAAAUGACGUAUAAAAAACGCUUAGCUGCAACACCCUUUUGGUGCCUAGCUACCGUGUCACCCGAAGGAAGCACGAGGGCUGAGAUGCUGCCAGAUUUACGCAGGGUGUCCAGGACCGGCACACUCUCUGCAAAGUCCCAGCAGAACAAAGAACCCUUGAAUGAAGAAGUUCAACCAACGGAACAAGAACUUGGCCCGGAAUCAAACAUUGAGGCACCGAAUUCUGCGCUGCAGUUAAAGGAAUUUUGGUUGAAUAUGGACCAGAUAUGUGACUUGUUUGACAUCCACCCUUCUGAAGCAAUAAUCGGCUUAUCAACAAUAUGUCAAUGGCCUCCCCCUCUCUUAAAAAACUGGACACAAAACCAGAACGCGUCCACUGACUUGGAUCAUUCUUUCGCUACUGUAAACCCUCCACAAGCUCGACUGAUUGUCGAAAAAGUGUGUUGCAGCCGUCUUUCUGGUAAUCCAGUCAAAUGCUUGGAUAUAAAUGCGCAUCGUGCAAUAUCACUGAAUCUCCCACCUGGAAGACACUGCUUCAGUUUGAUAGUAUGUAGCCCAUUGGGCUAUCGCGUGACCGUUUUGGGCAGCCCAGUCGUGACAUUUUCACCUGCUAGCCACGUAACACCAGUUUUGUUGGAAAAAACAUCUGAGUCACUGGGCCCUGCAGUGUCGUCUCUGGAAAAGUCACCCCGCUUGUCAAAACUGAACAAGCCACGACAAAGACAAGCAAGUCCUGCACUCAUCACGGAAACUUUAUUACAAGCCUACCAAAUGGAACUUUGCGACGAGGAUCAGAUGAACUUGGCCUGGAGAGUGUUGCAAUGGGAUUGGACAACGGAUAAUCCGUUUUAUGUUACUUACAAAACACCUA
This is a messenger RNA of Opisthorchis viverrini, 1173 nucleotides long. RefSeq lists its product as hypothetical. Lineage: Eukaryota; Metazoa; Platyhelminthes; Trematoda; Opisthorchiida; Opisthorchiidae. The annotation marks the transcript as partial. The transcript is spliced from 7 exons. The record is from RefSeq and is a predicted model, not a curated record.